ACAGGAUCUGGAGGGCACUACAUCAUCAUCAACAUGGCCGCCGGCCGUCCACCGUAAAAUCAACUUUUCUCGUCAACUUUUUGUUUAUUUUCGUUCCUACCAUGUUUUCUGUUUCAAGACUGGACAUGGCAGCAGCAGGAACGUAGUGCGAAGUAACGACGAAGCGACUCGAAUGAUUGUCUAAGGGUGAUUACAAUAUAGCUCGUCAGGACUGGACUUGGGACAAAGCGAUAGAAGACGGAUAUAGGUCUGGACUACACACUGCAACAAGUGGAUAAAGCAGCAUGAAGCAAACUCGAUCCAGCAUCCAAGAAUCCCAAAGCAUCAUGGCCAGCUUUACGUUCACCCACGCCGCUGUCCUAUUGGUGGUCGCCGUGGUUACGUGUUACUGGAACUCGCUGUACUGCGGUUUCGUGUUUGACGACAUGUCGGCCAUCAAGGAUAACCGUGACCUUCAUCCGUCCACCCCACUCUACAACCUCUUCUUGAACGAUUUCUGGGGCACCCCUAUGCACAUGGAGAAGAGUCACAAGUCGUACCGUCCCCUGUGCGUGCUGACAUUUCGGCUGAACUACCUUCUGCACGAGUUAGAACCCAUGGGGUACCACCUGGUGAACGUGUGUCUCCAUGCAGCGGUCUGUGUCGCGUACAUGAGCGUGUGCUGCAUGUUCGCCAGCCUCGGUACAAGCUUCCUCGCAGCGUUACUGUUCGCUGUUCAUCCCAUUCACACAGAAGCGGUGACAGGUGUGGUGGGCCGUGCAGAGCUUCUCUCCUCCAUCUUCUUCCUGACUGCCUUUAGAUGUUACACCUGCUGCUGUAAAUCUGUCAAACCUGCAGGUGGGUGA
Messenger RNA from Branchiostoma floridae (Florida lancelet), 845 nucleotides. RefSeq names its product protein O-mannosyl-transferase TMTC3-like. NCBI's taxonomy places the organism in Eukaryota, Metazoa, Chordata, Leptocardii, Amphioxiformes, Branchiostomatidae. The record is from RefSeq and is a predicted model, not a curated record. The transcript is spliced from 5 exons. Gene Ontology annotation, cellular component: endoplasmic reticulum. Gene Ontology annotation, biological process: protein O-linked glycosylation via mannose. The coding region runs from base 285 to 845 and encodes 186 amino acids. Gene Ontology annotation, molecular function: mannosyltransferase activity.